This is a messenger RNA of Microthlaspi erraticum, 339 nucleotides long. The record is from the annotation of a GenBank genome assembly. NCBI's taxonomy places the organism in Eukaryota, Viridiplantae, Streptophyta, Magnoliopsida, Brassicales, Brassicaceae.
AUGGUGAGAAUCAGUGAGUUGUCUGAUGACUUGCUGCUUAAGAUAUUAACGUUUCUUCCUACAAACGUUGCCGUCUCCACAAGCCUUUUGUCGAAACAGUGGCAGUUUCUUUGGACGUGGUUGCCUAAACUUGAGUACAAUGAGUAUGAUACCAGUGCCUCUUCGGCCUUGAGUUGUCGUGAUUUUAUUGACAAGAAUCUGCCAUUGCAUAGAGCUCCGGUCAUAGAAAGCUUGCUCCUCAGAUUUCGUCGUAGUAGUUUAAGGAAACCUGAGACAAUCAAGCGAUGGGUUGGGGUUGCGGUUUCUCGCUUUGUGCGUGAGCUAAGUAUUUGGAUGUGA